Diaporthe batatas is the source of this 1021-nucleotide messenger RNA. RefSeq lists its product as uncharacterized. Gene Ontology annotation, molecular function: oxidoreductase activity, acting on NAD(P)H, oxygen as acceptor. Gene Ontology annotation, cellular component: intracellular anatomical structure. NCBI's taxonomy places the organism in Eukaryota, Fungi, Ascomycota, Sordariomycetes, Diaporthales, Diaporthaceae. The record is from RefSeq and is a predicted model, not a curated record. The transcript has 4 exons. The coding region runs from base 61 to 816 and encodes 251 amino acids.
GGAGACUGCCAUCCAUCUGCAAACUUCUUCCCUGUGCUCAAGGCAGAAGCGGCAAAGAAGAUGGCGGCGAAGACAAUCAUUGUGACUGGCGCUGGCCGAGGUAUCGGCCUGGCAGUAUCCCAGUACCUCUUGCAGAACUCGCACAAGGUGGUGCUGGUGGCCCGAACAGAAUCCGAGCUUGAAGCUCUCAAGAAGCAGUACCCAGCUCAAGUCGAAUAUUUGGCGGCUGACCUGACGAAGUUUGAGAAUGCUACAAAGGUCACUGAACUUGCUGUAAAGCUCGGUGGAAAGGUCGACGGAAUCGUCAUCAACCACGGGGCACUUGAGCCCAUCAAGCCCAUUGCCGACUCCGCUGUUGAUGAGUGGAAGACCAUUUACGACAUCAACUUCUUCAGCCCACUUGCCCUGGUCCAGGCCGUCAUCCCGAAACUGCGGCAGACCAAGGGUCGAAUUAUCGUCACUUCCUCUGGCGCAGCGACCAAGGGCUACAAAGCCUGGGGCCCGUACGGCUCCUCCAAGGCCGCCCUGCACUCACUCGUCCAGCACUUGGCGGUCGAGGAGAAGGACAUUGUUUCCGUGUCGCUCAGCCCGGGAAGGACGGAUACAGACAUGCAGAAGCUGUUACGAGAGCAAGGAAAGGGCUUCAUGGACGACAAGGACCAUGCUGGCUUUGUCUCUGCAUUCGAGGAGGGCAAGCUGAACCCACCCGAGGGUCCUGGGAACGUGAUUGCCAAGCUUGCGCUGGAUGGGACACUCGACUUGAGCGGCAAGUUUCUGCAGUGGAACGGUCCCGAGUUGGCUUCGUACCGCGACUGAUGUGGUUCACUAUCGAUGUAUGUCAGCGGAUAAUUCUAGCAGCAGGCGGUAGAAGAAUAUCCAGAUGCAUAGAGGAGCCUCAUUCGAAAGAUGAAAAGCAGUACAUUUUCUUCCACACGGUGAUUCAGUUUUAGCAUGGAAUGAUUUUUGUAAUCAUAGGCCCCUCCGAUGAUCUUGGAUUCCAAAGAGAAAAUGUUGUGACCGA